Messenger RNA from Erigeron canadensis, 732 nucleotides. Its product is annotated as barley B recombinant-like protein A. The record is from RefSeq and is a predicted model, not a curated record. Gene Ontology annotation, molecular function: sequence-specific DNA binding; DNA-binding transcription factor activity. Gene Ontology annotation, biological process: response to ethylene. Gene Ontology annotation, cellular component: nucleus. Bases 1 to 732 code for a protein of 243 amino acids. The transcript has a single exon. NCBI's taxonomy places the organism in Eukaryota, Viridiplantae, Streptophyta, Magnoliopsida, Asterales, Asteraceae.
AUGGACGACAAUGAAUUCUGGAGAAAACUGUUGACUACUGACAAUAAUCUAAGCAGUUCGACAAACAUUCUAGCUCAAAUGGCAGUAGAAGACUUCACAGCUCAAUACUCCAAACAAACACCGGUGGAACCAAUUGGUAAACAAAUACCGAAAUUUAAUCCAUCAUCCCUGAAUCUGGGUGAAGCUUCAACUUCACAAACAUGGCUUCCAACCGGAGAACAAACAGUGUUCGAAGCUGGAUUUAAGGAACAUGUAGAAGCCUCGUGGAAAUGGAUAUGUGACCUCGAUGAGAGAAUUGAAAAGGGGAAGAAGCAAACGUUAGAAUCAGCAAAUUUCAAAUCAACAGACCCAGAAGACAACCAUUCAAAUCCGCACACUAAAACGCAGAAAAUUUAUUUUGAGCGUAACAAUUGUAGUACAACUGUAAUGCUAUGUGGGCGCGAAUGGAACAUAUCUGAAAUUCCAACACCGGUCUGUUCAUGCACGGGAAUACCCAGGAAAUGUUAUAGAUGGCAAGAAAUAGGAUGGAAAUCAACUUGUUGUACAACGAAUAUUUCACAAUACCCGCUACCUCUAUUGCCUGGGAGAGGCCAAAUACGAUUGCAGCGUAGAAGAAUGGGUAGUUCCACUUUCAGAUGUCUCUUGGAAGAAUUGGUAACAAAAGGGUACGUAUUUCGAAAGCCAAUUGACUUGAAGGAAUAUUGGCUUGGGUCAAACAGGAGGAAUAAAUAG